This is a messenger RNA of Caenorhabditis elegans, 1617 nucleotides long. RefSeq lists its product as uncharacterized. The transcript has 8 exons. NCBI's taxonomy places the organism in Eukaryota, Metazoa, Nematoda, Chromadorea, Rhabditida, Rhabditidae. Bases 29 to 1216 code for a protein of 395 amino acids. The record is from RefSeq and is marked reviewed.
UUUGCAGGUAGCUGAAACUACUCCAGAUAUGAAUCAAAACCGAGUGAUUAAUGACCCCGUUUUACGACAAUAUCAAUUGGAAAAGUGCAGAGAAGAGUUAAGACUAUAUGAAGGGUACUGUCGAGCACGUCAACAAUUUGGUUAUCCUGUAGAGCUUCCUCAGUUUAAUGACUACGGUCAAGUAAUCAACUUGCCGCCAAACUUUCGAAGAGUACCUUUUUCUUCUCAACCUCAACAUGUUUCAAAUGCACAAAGUUUUCAUCAAUCACCAAAUAGCAACGAUUCGUUUUCUCUGUGCUACACCUUAUCAGAUGAUCGGAACUCGCCAGCUCGACAAGUUUUCGAACAGUUUCGAAACCAUCCAAUGAUCCCGAAAAAUAUGGCACCUAAACGAGUAGUUUUUGUGUACGAAAAACCAGAUGGAGGGGAGCAUUCGCAUACAUUUUUUCCGCACGCUCAUCAUAAUAUCGGAAAUCAACAAGGAACCCAAACACGUUCGGUCGAUGCAUCGGUCGGUGAUCACAGCGUCGUUCGGUACAACAUGGAAACUCAAACCGAAUGGGAAGAUAUCAAACAAGGGGCAACUGAUAACCAUGAAAUUCUGCAUAAUACGAUUAAACAGUCUGACACAAAGGCGCCGACGACAACACCAAAUUUGUUAAGUGAACCCGAGACACCAGAGUUCAACUUGGCAAUUUUAAAAGUUGCUAAAUGGCUGCAAAUGUCAAAAGAUAUCGGAGACGUUUUCACUGGAAAUGGACAAGCCCAGCGAUCAACUGGAUUGAAUUACAAACACAGAACUAUUCCAACCCAAGCCUGUUAUCAAGGUCCUCGCCCAAUUCCGGCUUACAAAAUCCCAUGCCAUGGCUCCCAAUCUAGCUGCAAUCUCCAAAAACUUGGCGUUCCAUUGACAAUCGCGAGAAGACACUCCACGGUAGACAUGAAAGUGGAGACAAAAACCAGAAGCAAUGGAGGCGGCGAUGACAACGAGACGACGGCGAGCAAUACUGGAGGAGACUCAGAGAAGCCGGUUGAAACGAACAAUGAGGCUAGCCAAUUGUCAGUUGCCGAGAACUGCUCACCGAGCAUUGAAGUCCAAGGAGACAUCAAGUCAGCGGUCUCACAUGCUGAUGUCGAUGAGAGCCAAACGAAAAGUGAAUCUGAGAACAAUCAAGAGUCAUCAUCAACGGAUCGGAUCAGCAAACUCUCGGAGUAAAAAUUCUGUUCACAAACAAAAAAUCCAUGUAAAAAUUUAUAAUCUGUUUCCAAAAGCCAACAUCUGUGUUUCAAUGGUUCAAAUCAAAAUUGUUUUAUUAUUUUUCAUCUUUCGUUUCCAAAAACAAUGAAAUAACAAAAAAAUAGUCAGAGAUUUACACGGUAUUACCACUUUCAUGAUAUUUCUAUUUUUCAUGUAGCUUUUUCUUCACUUUCUGAAUGUUCUUUCGAGCUUAAAAUUAAACCAUUGCUUUCAAGUAGUGAGAAUUAUGACCAGGGUCUUCUGAUUUCCCGUCAUCGUGUGGUGUUUCAAUACUUUCUUCCCUUUCUCUUGUCAGUGUUUUCCCAUUUCCGAGCUUAAUUUUCUCAAUAUAUUUAAAUAAAUUUUUAUUGUUGCCAGUU